Molecule: messenger RNA, 3230 nt
Organism: Spathaspora passalidarum NRRL Y-27907
Lineage: Eukaryota; Fungi; Ascomycota; Pichiomycetes; Serinales; Debaryomycetaceae
Gene: UTP5
Product: Utp5p
Exons: 2
Coding region: 70-1995 (641 amino acids)
Biological process (GO): maturation of SSU-rRNA from tricistronic rRNA transcript (SSU-rRNA, 5.8S rRNA, LSU-rRNA)
Cellular component (GO): nucleolus
Molecular function (GO): protein binding
Source: RefSeq, a predicted model, not a curated record
AUCGACUUCUCUACUACUACUUUUACUACUACUACUACUACUAUUACUACACACAGCGGAUCAACCAUCAUGUCGUCAUCUGGUCCGAUAAUCUGUUCACUGUUUGAUCCUAGUAAUGGAUACCUAGCCACCGCGCUUGUCGCCUUGGACACGCACCAGAUCAAGGUGCAAUCCGUCAACCCAUCUCAAUCGUCAUUAAAUGCAUCCUUCAACUUAGACAAAGCAAACAAGAUAACCCAGUUGCAAUGGAUAAACUCCAGUGUUCAACUCUUGGCCGUGUGUUUGACCAAGGGAUCCAUUCUUGUUUAUUCACCCCAAACCAACGAGAUUGUGGCCGAAUUGACCAGCAGCGCAAAUGUAUCCAUAACUGAUUUUCACUAUUCGAAAACUACCCAUACUGGAUGGUCCUCUGACAUAGAAGGCAAUGUGUAUGAAUGGAACAUGGACUCAUACACCCUUAUCCAAAGUUUCAAAAUCGGCGACGUGAUUGAAGGUGUCGACUCCAUAAAUCGAAUUUCUACCAUUGUAUACAAUGGCCAAGUGCACUUAUUAUUAGGAUCUCAUGCGAUCUACUUGGUGGACGCAGGAAACAAGAGAAUGGUAAAGACAUUCCCCGGCCACAUACAACCAGUGAAUAGUCUCGUUCCAGUUCCCGACCACCCAGAAUUGUUCUUGACUAGCGCCAAGGGAGACCGGUUUGUCAAUUUGUACCUGGUGGAUAAAGUAACCACCAAGGCUGUGUUUGUGUCGCUGUCGUCCGUAUUGGAGAUAUCUGUCGGGAUCAGAAACGACAAGUCGAUAUUAGUUGCUAUAAACGAAAACGGGAACUUGGAAGUGUUUAACGACCCAUUGUCCGACAGCAACAACACCACCACCACCACACCAAAGAAGAAAAAGAGAAAGCAACCACAAGGAACAACAUCUCGUUCAUCCAACGCCGCCAUCAAAUUAUCCCGUCCCGAACCAGAAAUCAAAAGUCCCCAGGACUCAAAUUUGCGCAUCAACUCCAUAUCCAUCAACGACGACUCCGUAUUGUUCACAUGGUUGGAAAAUUCAUCCAUCCCGUUCUUUGACAGCGUGCAAUGGAUAGACGAAACCGGAAAGUUCAGCCUUGAAUCGCAAACAAUUUCAAAGGCCAGACCAGACUUAAAAACCACCCAACAUACAGUGUCCGGGCACGACGUUGCCGCCGCUAAACUCUAUAGCGAGGGCCACGCCAUCGUCAGUGACGGAACCAACAUCCGCGACUUAGACAAGGACGAUGAAGAUGAAGGAGAAGAAAGCGAGCAAGAAGAAUCUCUCGCUGAAAAAUUGGACCGAUUGGCCAUGGACAAACCCAAACCAGCCAAGAAGAAACUCGAAGACGCAAGAACCGGGGCAUCUCUUGCUGUGAUUCUUUCCCAAUCGCUCAAGAAUAACGAUCAAAGUUUGCUCGAAACCGUGUUGACCAAUCGUGAUCCCCAAAUCAUCCAAAAUACCAUCUCCAGAUUGAAUCCGUAUUUAGCUGUGGUGUUGUUGGACAGAUUGAGUGAAAAGAUUCAACGUCAAUCUUCAAGGUUCGACCAGUUGAACUACUGGCUCAAGUGGAUUCUUGUCAUCCAUGGUGCAGUCAUUGCUUCUUUACCUAACCUUAGUGUCAAGUUGUCCAGUUUACACUCGGUCUUGAUCAAGAAGGCCGAUACCAUGCCAAGGUUGUUGGAAUUGCAAGGGAGGUUAAACAUGUUGUAUGAACAGAAUGAAUUGAAGAAUGAGCUUUUGACCGAAGAGUACCAAGACGAAGACCAUGCUGGUGAGAGUGAUGUUGAAUACAUUGAAGAACUCGAUGAUGCCCAAUUCAAUGGGGAAAUCGACGAGGAUGAACUCAUGGAGUUUGAAGGAGAAGAUGACUACAUAGAAAGCGAAGACGAAGAGGAGGAGGAAGAAGAAGAUGACGAUGGGGACAUCCCAGCAGUGGCUGAUUUGGAUGAACACAGUGAUCUAGAAAUCGACGCAUAGUAUUUAUAGACAAUAUACAUUACAUGUAAAAAACAUUUAGAGUUUAUACCCGGCUAGUCACAUGUUGAUGACAGCUCUGAUACAAUCACCGUGGUGCAUGUCAUCAAAAGCAGUAUUAAUCUUUUCCAAAGGAUGUUUGUGAGUGAUGAAUUCAUCAACCUUUAACUUACCAGCCAUGUAGUCUUCAACAAGGCCAGGUAAUUGAGAUCUACCUUUAACACCACCGAAAGCGGAACCCUUCCAUACUCUACCAGUCACCAAUUGGAAUGGUCUAGUGGAGAUUUCCUUACCGGCAGCAGCAACCCCGAUAAUGACAGAGGUACCCCAACCCUUGUGACAGGCUUCCAAGGCGUUUCUCAUGACAUUGACGUUACCAGUACAGUCAAAAGUGUAGUCACAACCACCAUCAGUCAUUUCAAUCAACUUGUCGACAAUGGUUUGGCCCUCUGGCAAAGUAGUUGGAUUAACGAAAUCAGUAGCUCCGAACUUGGUAGCCCAUUCUUGUUUCUUGUCAUUGAUGUCAACCACGAUGACCUUACCGGCUUUUCUUUGGGCAGCACCUUGAACAGCAGACAACCCGACACAACCAGCACCGAACACGGCAACAUUGUCACCUUCUUGGACAUUGGCAGUGAUGGUAGCAGCACCGUAACCAGUGGUGAUACCACAUCCUAACAAACAGGUUCUGUCGAACUUAGCUUCUGGGUUAACAGCAACCACGGAAAUGUCAGCAACAACAGUGUAUUGGGAGAAGGUAGAACAACCCAUGAAAUGCAAAAGGUCUUGGCCUUUGCAUUUGAAACGGGAGGUACCAUCAGGCAUGACACCCUUACCUUGAGUAGCUCUGAUCUUACCACACAAGUUGGUCUUGCCGGACUUGCAAAACUUACAUUCCUUACAUUCAGGAGUGUACAAGGCGACAACGUGGUCGCCGACCUUGACGCUGGUGACACCUUCACCUACGGAUUCAACAAUACCGGCACCUUCGUGUCCCAAGAUAACUGGGAAUGCACCUUCUGGGUCAACACCACUUAAGGUGUAGGCGUCAGUGUGACACACACCGGUGUUUAAGAUCUUGAUUCUGACUUCGUGGGCCUUUGGUGGGGCAACUUCGACUUCUUCGAUGGACAAUGGUUUGCCUGCUUCCCAAGCGACAGCGGCCUUACAAGUGAUAGUCUUUCCAACAGUAGAUUCGGACAUUGUGUAUAAGUAGAUGUGUUAUAAGGUAUUAAUUC